AUGCUCUCAUAUCAAAUUUCCAAAAACCCUAACUGUUCAUCGUUUCCAACUUCUUAUGCAUUAUCUGCAGUGGCUGCUCCUCAACACAUUGUUGAUCCAACAACAACAAAUAAAGACGAAGUUUGGCAACUGAUGAUGAAGAUCCAAACCACUAAUCUUCAUCUGGUUCCAUUGAUUGAUCAAUAUCCGGAGCCAUUAGAGAUGCUUGUUCAAACCCCGAACAACUCUGUAUUAUCAACUACAUUUUCAUCCUUGUUUGUUGUUUCGAUGGAAUGGCUUUCUCUUACAGGUUCCACUGUUGUCUUCAACAAAACGACUAAGGUGGUCACGUUUCAGUUGAUGAAUUUAAAGAUUAAGAAGCUUACUCGGAAGCAAUUUGCCCAAAUCAUGAAGUUGCCAGUGUCAGGUACUUUCUAUGAAGUUUCAACUGAUCAGGUGCUUCAUAUGUUUAAUGAAAUGAGGGAAUCAACCAAUUCUUACUGGAAUAAGUCACUUUAA
This is a messenger RNA of Lactuca virosa, 498 nucleotides long. NCBI's taxonomy places the organism in Eukaryota, Viridiplantae, Streptophyta, Magnoliopsida, Asterales, Asteraceae. The record is from the annotation of a GenBank genome assembly.